Messenger RNA from Wyeomyia smithii (pitcher-plant mosquito), 2123 nucleotides. RefSeq lists its product as uncharacterized. The transcript has 2 exons. Lineage: Eukaryota; Metazoa; Arthropoda; Insecta; Diptera; Culicidae. The record is from RefSeq and is a predicted model, not a curated record. Gene Ontology annotation, molecular function: double-stranded DNA binding. Gene Ontology annotation, cellular component: mitochondrial matrix. Gene Ontology annotation, biological process: termination of mitochondrial transcription; regulation of DNA-templated transcription. Bases 150 to 2072 code for a protein of 640 amino acids.
UGUUUCUGAAGGGAAUAUCAUUCCGCUUUGUUAUUGAAUUGUUUCUUCAUUGUUUUCACCGGUUUUACUUAAGUCGGCUGUGAUUUAGGCUUAUUUAUUUGAUUUUGGUGAAAUCUAUAGCUUUUUUUCAAUCUAAUUGAUUAUCCAGCAUGUUGAAACUAUUGCUGCCCCUGCAGCGGUGCAGUCUGGCAUUUUUAACAGGCCACACUGCUUUCCGUACUACUACAACACAACAACGCCCAAUAACGCGGGUUGUUCGGUUUCUCUCAAGCAACAGCGGAAACAACAUUCAAGAUAGAGAAGACGACCUUCCAAUAUCGGUCGUGUCCGUCAAUGAUCCAUUCGGUGUGAGUAGCGGUACCGCUCUAUGGAAAAGGGAAGAACUACUGAGUCGAAUCAAUGAAUUAAUCAGUUGCAAUCGCACUGAACUGCUGCGUAUUUACAAACUAAAUCGUCGCAUACUGCGAGCGGUACCACCGAAGAUGAUUACCGACAACAUUCAACUAUUGCUCAAUCGUGGCGUCGCCGAUCGAAUGAUAGUGCGUUAUUCAAAGAUUCUGUCGCUUUAUCCAGAUGAACUUACCGCAAAACUAGAUGCACUCAGCCAAUUCAAAAGCCUCAAAGAUAUCAAUCACGUGGCAGCAUUUUUGAAAAUCAAACAAAGUGUUUUACAAAAGGUUGUGGAUAUUUCUCUGAGUGAGAGCGUGGAACACGGAAAUCGCUUAUACUAUCUCCACGCUAAGACGGGGGUAGACGUAGAAACCAUCGCACACUAUCUGUCCUCCAGUAUUCGGGUGUACAAAUUGGCGCUUAGCAAAUUUCAAACCAAUCUAGCCUACUGCCUGGAACAUCUGGAGCCAGCCGAUGUAAUCCGGCACCUGUCGAUCCUAGCCUAUGCCAGUUCUUCGAUCGCUGAACGGCUGCAGAUGUUGAAGUCUUUUUCUCUGCAAAAGGUCAAGCCAUGGAUGAUUCGUGUUCCAAAUUUGGCACUGGAAAAAACCUUCGACGAGGUACUGGACAAGGGGAACGAACCUGCAUUCAAAAAUCCUCUGUCGGAAGUAUGGUUCGAAAAUCACGUCAAAAGCAAACUUAUGACCAUGUUGAACUGCAGCCAAGAAGAAGCAAUAAAGCUUUACGAUGAUAGAAAAGGAUCCAUGUUCUCUUUCGACAAUAUCGAAAUACUGUUAGAAAAGGGUGUUAGCAGAGAAACAAUUUUAAAGAACUCUUUUGUGUUAUCAGUUAAAAAGCAAGAAUUGAUUUCCAAGUUAAAGAGCCUAGCGACGCUGAGAGGACUACGGGAUAUUAAUGACGUCAUUCCGUUGUGUGCACUUAAGCACGUACAAAUUUUGAAAAUUGUCCACAAAAUUGAAAAUGAGCGAUUUCCAAACAAUACCAAUCGUAUCUACUAUUUCGCGGACCACACAGGAAUUCCAGCAUCAGAUGUAGCCCAACAGUUCGCACGACGUACCUUCAUGUUCCGAGUACCGAAGGAAAGCUUAAUAGAAAAUCUGGAACUAUUUACAACACACAUGAAUAGCGAAGACGUGCUUGCCGAUUUAUGGGCUUUCAAAUACUCGCCAGCAGUCGUAGCCGAUAGAAUUUCUCGCGCCAAAGAAGUCCGAGGUAAGAAACUAAUGCCGUGGAUGGUUCGCUGCCCAGAUAUAAUCCUGGAGAAGUCUCUGCAACUAACUAAGGAAAAUCGAGCGCUGCUCGGCGAGAACGGAACGAUUCUGGAAUACCUCGGAAAACGGUUAGGACUGAGUGACGAAGUGACAAAGUCCAUAAUUAUAAAGGCACCAUCGGUGCAGAAUGUUCGCAUGACUAAAGUUAAAAUGAUUAUCGACUAUUUGCUAAACGAACUAAACUAUUCUUCGCACGAUAUUGCGUUGAAUCCGCGAAUUUUGAUGCACAGUUUAGAGACCACAAAAAAGAGAAUGGAUCAACUACGAGAGCUUGGCUGCCGGCCUCGAUCGCUGAUUGUUGUUUGUAAGAGCCAGCGACAGUACAACAAAUUUGUGAAAGAUUGGCUAGCGUUGAAAGGACAGCGGCAGCAAAGUGCUGAAGCCAACUGAAGGCAACGCACGAUUGGCGUUGUAAUAUUCUAUAAUAGUAUUGAAAAAACA